This is a messenger RNA of Paramormyrops kingsleyae, 4055 nucleotides long. NCBI's taxonomy places the organism in Eukaryota, Metazoa, Chordata, Actinopteri, Osteoglossiformes, Mormyridae. The record is from RefSeq and is a predicted model, not a curated record.
AAAAUGACGUCAUCCGAAUUCACAAAUCACGAAUAACAAAAUGCAACUGUGUUUACUAGUUUACCUCACCGCACUGUCGAGAUAAACUCAAAGGAAUGCCGAAUCACACCCUGCAAACUAACUUUACCGCGGUGGAGGACCGCCCAAAUAUCAAGCGAAUAUCCAAUAUAAAAUCACAUUUACCACGCGAAAAAUAGCACACCUCCUCACAGAACUCGUAAGCUUGCAUAUGCGUAGUAGCGGAAGUUACAUUGUGAAACUGAAGUGAAACUGAAUGUAGCCAGUGUUUAGAAGGACUCCAUUUUUGUAUGAAGAUUGAACUGCGUUUAUCAUGGCGUGGUUAAGUAUAUUCGCUUAAAUUUGUCUGUCAUAUAAAAAUGGUUCUUUAUGUAAGAUAAUCAGCAAGUAAAGGUUGAAAAUGAAGAUCAAAAGUCUCACUAUUAUAUUAAUCUUGCUCAAAUUUAUCAAUAACUCCGAUGAGCGGCUGGUGGUGACGGGUGCAGAUGAGCCUGUCUGUGCACAUGCUGGAGAGGAUGUGACUCUCAGCUGCUCUGUGGACACCCAUGUUAAUGUGACAGAGCUUCAGCUGAAAUGGAUAAAGACAGACGAUGACGGUGACAUCUUGGUGCUUCUGUACGAUGAUGGAGAGAACAGACCAGAGUCACAGGAUGAGAGAUACUCUAGAAGAGCUGAAUUCUACACUGAGGAAAUUCCCAAAGGAAACUUCUCAGUGAAACUGAGGAAAGUCAGGACUGAAGACAAAGGAGAGUUCAGGUGUGAAGUCCAUUCAGAUACUGAUUCUGCCAGUACAACUGCCAGGAUAGCAGCACUGGGUUAUUCAUCCCUGCAUUGGCUGAUUCUGGGGCUGUGCAUCACUGUCACACCUGCAGUCCUACUUACUGGUGCUUUAUCUGUCGGGCAUUAUAUAAGAAAAAGUAAAAGCAAACAGGCUCUGUUGAGUCACUGGUCACAUGUCACAGUUCCACCAAUCAUGGUUUCCUCAGCAUUCAUCCUGUGGGGUGUAACUGAAGGAUCCACAGAAGAAGCUGCUAUUUGUACUGUCAUCAGUCUGCUGAAUAUCUUGGUUUUGUUUAAUAUGAAUCCAUAUGGAUUAUAUCCAGGGCUACAAUUGAGAAUUAUAUAUCUGGCUCGGACAAUAGGAAGCACCAUCAUCAUCAUGGCUGUAUGCACAGCUCCUGUCAUUGAGUUUUUGAAAAGAUAUUCUACAACCACUGCUGGCAAAGUAACACUAGGAGUCUUUGUAGGUGCAUUUAUACUUAUGAUGAUCGUUAUGGCUUUUAUACAAUUUAUAUUCUUUCGGUAUAUCUAUUCUUUAUCCUGGAGAGAGACUCAAGGGAAAUUGAAGAAAACACAAUGGGCCAUAUCUGUAUUUCUAAUAAUCAUGGUUUUAGUCACAAUUGGUGUUGGUGUGUUUCUUGCAAAACAUUUCUCUGGAAGAGCAGAAACUAGAGAGUUUUUAACCAUCUUUUCAGUUUCGAUGAUUGCGCUUUUAAUUCCAUUUGUUGGGUUGGUAAUUUUACUAAUUCUUUACCUAAGGAGCCCUGCAGAAAUAAAAGAGAGAGUAUUUUUGAGAAUCUUUGGUUUGUUCCGCAGUUUAAACAUGAUGUUUAAUAUGCAGAUCCUUACUUUUUAUAUGCAGCUUAUUGCCUGGAUGCAAGUCACAUUUUUACUAGGAUAUUUCGUCCCAAUUGCCGUAGCUUCUUUGGGAAUGUGUGCAUGCUUUAUUGCUAAAAUAUUUCUACACUCAUUCAGACAUUUCUAUCUGGCUCAGAAAAUCCUUUUGGGGAUUUUCUUCAUUCUUCACCUAAUAUUCAGUUUCCUGUAUCUAAGUCUGAUUCUAGAAAAUGACAAAGGACGACCUGCGAAGAUGUGCGAGUUUCUGUUCAUCUACAUUCUGACUGUCACAAACAAUGUUCGCUCGUGUCGGACUGAGUACCUUGCCAAACCCCGUAAAUAUGUAUAUUUCUCUGGGGCUUUUGGUCUCCCUCUGGUGAAUUCAGUUGCCCUGGCUGUAGCAUUAAAAUUCAAAGCAGACACAGGAAAACCACCACUGGAUCUACGGCUGAUUGUCCUGAUUUCUGGGUCUGUCUUCCUCUUUAGCUGGCUUGUUAUACAGAUGUAUGCAAACUAUUUGGCAAGAAAAGUAAUAAUAAAAGAAGCAUUCACCCAGAUCAAAGAUCCUGAGCCAGACCAGCCCGAGCUGAUCCAAGAACGGCUGUUGCUCCUGCGACACACUGACGAGUGCCAGUGGGAGAAGCAGGCCUACCGGGCAUUGUGGCGGUGCACCAGACCCCACUGCCACACCAUGAGGAAGGUCCUGAAGCACAUGACCCACUGCCAGGCCGGCACAUCCUGUCAGGUGAAGCACUGCGCUUCCACCUGCCGGAUCAUCUCACACUCAGAGAACUGCACAGAGCAUGACUGUCCCAUUUGCCUGCCGCUGAAGAACGAGGGCUACAGAUGGCACUAUAAUGAGAUGGACGACUGGUCUGAUUCAUCUGAUUCCUGUGUGUCAAACGCAGAGGAGGGAUCACGUGACAAUGAGGAGACUGUUGCAUUGUCCCCCACUGAUCCCAAUGGACCGAACACAGAGGAGGUAAACAGAGGAACAAGAGCUCUGUAAUUCUCAGGGUUCCUGUCAUUUACUCCACUUUGGAUCCAAGGACACUGUUACCUGUCUGCUUUUGCAGUGUAUUUCAAAGCAAUAACGAUGUUGGAUUCUUAAAACAAGUCAGUAUGCAUGCUAGUUUGAGUAUUUCAUUGAUACUAUAAACAUUUGGGUGGUUAACAGUUUUGGAAUAUUUAAUCACAUUAAUACUAGCCCUGUAACCCAGUAGGUACAGUAAAUACCAUUUCAUGGUGACUCCAGUCCUUACAUCCUUCAGUCCAGCAUUGAAAUCUAAUCAGAGUUUGCAGUUUUUUGAUUGUCUACAGACUCAAGCUUCCACGUCUGUUGGAUAACCAAGCUGGACAGAUAAUUAGCCACCAGAUUAUCAGUGAUCUGUUACAGUUCACCUUAUUUGACUUGAAAGACUUUGUCACAUUAUUAUGUGAUUUCUGUAAGGUGAUUUGCAUAUUAGUGUCUGCUAACCAAGCAUAAAUUUAACAUAAACAUAAGCUUAUCUACAGGCAUAUUAAAGGCCAAUUUGGAAUUCAAACUCAUGCACUGGUAUAAGAACAUAAGAUCAGAACAUGUAACAUGAACAGUAAUAUAGUGGAAGGAGGCUCCAUAAAGAGAAAAAGCAUUAGAAGAUAAUUACCAGACCAUGAACAAACUGCCUUUGCAAACAAAGGUGGAAGCGACCUGCACUGCAUUGGUGUGAAGUGGGUAGGGAAGGUGUAACAUCACUGCCUGAACCGCCCGCAGUGGCCGCCCAUGGGGAAGGUGUAACAUUACUGCCUGAACCGCCCGCAGUGGCCGCCCACGGGGAAGGUGUAACAUUACUGCCUGAACUACCCACAGUAGCUGCCUGCUUGGUUCAAAGGCACCGGUCCUGAAGCUUGGUUAUUCAAGCUAAGAGCAGCUGUAACUAAACUGCUGGUAGCGAGCUUUGAUUUGGGAACCAAAAAUUGUUGCAUGUUGUUUAUGGUUGUGUGACUAAUUUAAGUGAAUUAUAGCACGUAAUCUAUCUAACCAAGUAACUUUAUUUAUACUGAGCGCUAACAGGGUUGCCAACUCACAUAUCUACACUGUAAGAAAUUGAUUGUAAAAUUUGCAGUAAAAUAUUGGCAAAAAAGUUGUCAAUAAAUACUGUAAAUUUACAGUAAUAUGAACAAUAUUGCAGUACAUUACUGUGACAGAAUAAAAGUAAUUUACGGUUUUACUGUUUUUCUGUUUACUAUAUUUUACUGUAAUUCUCAUUUACAGUAAUGCCCUGUAAAGUCAUGUUUUACAGUUAAGUACUGAAAUCUGUAUUUACAUUAACUUACUGUAAUUUCAUUAAUUGCAGUAAUUACCUGCCAACCGCAGGUGCCUACAAAGAACUGUAGAAAAUAUCCAGAGUAUUUUUCUGUAAAAAUACCGCAAUUUAAAA